AUGGCAGGAGGAGGAGGAGGCGGCGGCGGAGGGGCAGGAGGCGUUGGCGGCGGCGGCGGCGGGGGGGGUCUGCUGGCGUGGUUCUGGAACGAGCGGUUCUGGCUGCCCCACAACGUCACCUGGGCGGACCUGAAGAGCACCGAGGAGGCCGCCUUCCCUCAGGUGGAGGACCUCUACCUCGCCUUCCCCCUCGCCCUCGCCCUCUUCAUGCUCCGCAUGGGCUUCGAGAGCAUCCAGAUGAGAAGAGGCUUGGGGCUAUCCAAACAGCUUGGACUGGGAUGUUCGCAAUAUUCAGCGUUGGUUCGACAAGAGACGCAAUCAAGAAAGCCAAGCACUCUUCGAAGGUUCUGCGAGAGCUCGUGGAGAUUUACAUUUUAUCUUUAUAUAUUCACUUAUGGAUCCCGACUCUUGAAAAAGAGUCCAUGGCUGUGGAACACAAGGCAGUGCUGGAUUGGGUACCCUUCUCAGCCACUGAUGCCUGAGAUUCAUUACUACUACAUAGUUGAACUAUCAUACUAUUGGUCCGUAAUGUUUUCUCAAUUCAUUGACAUCAAAAGAAAGGACUUUGGCAUCAUGUUUACACAUCACAUUGUAACAGUCAUUUUGCUCACAAUCUCCUACACAGUCAAUUUCACACGGGUGGGGACCUUGACUAUUUGUCUUCAUGAUGCAGUUGAUGUUGUGCUGGAGGCAGCAAAAAUGGCAAACUACUGCAAGUUUCAAAGACUGUGUGAUUUCCUCUUCCUCAUGUUUGCUAUUAUUUUCAUUAUUACAAGGCUUGGAAUAUAUCCUUUGUGGAUAUUGAACACAACAAUGUUUGAACUUCCCGAAAUUGUUGGUGGCUUCCCUGCCUUGUCGAUUUUCAUAAUUUUACUUCUGAUACUUCAAGUUCUCCACUGUUUUUGGUCCUAUCUAAUAGUAAAGGCUGCUUAUAAAGCUAUUUCAAAAGGCAAGGCUGGGAAGUGGAAUCCCUUGCAUGCGAGGGAUGAUCGCAGUGACGUUGAGUCUAGUUCAGAUGAAGAGCCUUCAGCCCCUCAUUCAAAGAACUCCCAUAAUUCCACCACCACCAAUGGGACAAGUGGAACAAAUGGAACGAACGGGUACCUCAUCAGUGGCAGUUCUGCAGAGGAACACUAGUUCCUGGGUUACACACUGAGACACGAACAAAAUGAACUGUUUGCGACUGGAAGUAAUUAAGUUGUGAAUGCUGGGUUUUGAUUUUUUUCCCCACCGUUUUCUUCCUUUCCUCCUCUUUUUUCUCAAAAUCAGAGAAAAAUACACACACUUGGAAUAUUUAAAAGCUUCUGAUAGCGCAUUGCCGUAUUUCCUGUUUGUGAUGACAGAGCCACACCAUUUUAUGUAUGUAGGCAUGCUGUAUGUAUAUAGACAUGACUAGAUGGGAGCAGUAUUUUCUUCUGUAGUCCUUGGACAUUAUUUAUUUUAUAUCUUGUUGGCGGGGGGUGACUUGGCAGACUGAAAAGAACUUCUUCUAGGGUCUCUUUUGGACUUCAUCAGGGCCAACCAAAGACUGCCAAGUGAAAGGUAUGUCUCUUUUCUGUACUUGGUUUCUACCACCAGAAUGUGAUAUUGUGGGCACCUGCUUGAUUCCUCUUACAACAAAAUUAGAAAAGUUCACCUUCCAUUCUAAGUUUCGUUUUGCUUUGUGUUUUGCUGGACCUCUUUCUUUCUUUCUUUCUUUCUUUCUUUCUUUCUUUCUUGUUUUUUUUUUUUUUUUUUUGGCUGAAGGAUGCUGACUUUAGAAAUUGCCAGUACAAUCACAGUGAUCACUUUUCCCCACAGUGUAAAAUCUUAAAAUGGUGCAUUCAUUCUUUUAAUUUGCUACUAGUGGGGUCAAAUUGAUUAUACAAAUUAAACACAGUUACUGUAAAAUAGGAUGUUAGCAUUGUUUAAACUCCAAAAUUGAUGGCAAGUAAAAUUGGAAUUCAUUGUUUGUACAAAUUCCCGAACUAUGUUGACAUCAAGCAUGAUGACCUCAACUUGUGGGCGGGUCCUGCCUUGCAGAUUUAACCUCAAUUUGAUUUAAACUUUUUGUGUUAGGUUUCAUGCUGAUGCCUUUUCUUUUUAAGUUUCAGGGAAAAAUCAUAAGUUUACUUGUCCCCAUAGUCAUAUAGGGAAAAUUUGAUAUUAGGAGAACCAGAACAAGUGUUGAAAAAAACCACCAGGUGUUGAAAAUAAUUGCUCACUAGAAAUAGGAUAUCUCAGGAAAAAAAACCUGGGGAGACUGGAAUGUUUGAAAUGUGGUUUUCUCACUGUGACAAGUCAUUGUGUUCAAACCUGUAUCACUCUAGACUUAAAUCUGGGGGCUUAGUUGAUUCAAUAGUGUGCCAUAUAAAAAAUAUUACAUGUACAUGGUCAGGAUGUUCUAGCUUAGGACCUUGCCCUGACAUGUUAGUUUAUAUCCAGGACCGUUUUUGUAUCAUGUGUGCCCUCCCCACACAUGAAGGUGGUGGAGUACAAACUCACACUUAUUACCUCGUAUGGAAUUUGUGAGAAUUAGGCCACUUUCUAGUGCUUGAGGGGCCUGAGAUGCAUGCAAAUACUUUCUUGAUUCACUAAGAGCAAAAACUUAGGCCUGUUACAGACUGCCAAAAUAAAGCUGCUUCGGGUCUCUUUGGAGGUAUGC
This is a messenger RNA of Sceloporus undulatus (fence lizard), 2644 nucleotides long. RefSeq names its product ceramide synthase 6 (gene CERS6). Lineage: Eukaryota; Metazoa; Chordata; Lepidosauria; Squamata; Phrynosomatidae. The coding region runs from base 1 to 1137 and encodes 378 amino acids. Gene Ontology annotation, cellular component: membrane. The transcript is spliced from 10 exons. Gene Ontology annotation, molecular function: sphingosine N-acyltransferase activity. The record is from RefSeq and is a predicted model, not a curated record. Gene Ontology annotation, biological process: ceramide biosynthetic process.